AUGAGCCAUGAAACGUACAGCUUUUUUGCUCCUCGGCUUCACGAGCGCGACCCUCAAGCUUCCAACCACCGGUUCACGCUUACCACCGGGACCGGUAGCAGACUCAUUCGCCUCCUUGCCGUCCCAGUCAUGCCGCAUGCUGAGAAGAGACAAGUAGACGCUCCCGUUCCGACCAGCCUGGCUAGCCACGACCUCAGCACAAUCUCCCGUCUCCCGUACGAACUACACUGUCUUGUGUUCUCACACCUAGAUGACGUUGCCGAUAUCGUCUGCUUGGGGCUCGUCAAUCAAUAUUUUUGGCAGAUCGGCCGGCAAUACAUGCACAAACACUACAUGGGAUUCUUCGGACGAUGGGCGCACACAAACAUCAUCUGUACCUCCCAAAAUCUCGACCCAAGCGAGUAUCCGGACAUGUUCCCCGAAGCAGAAAUCAAGCGUCUUUUGGAACGUCCUAGUCACGAUUAUUCACAGGCCUAUCACAACGCUUCUUUUCCAGAGGUGCCCUAUUACCCCGCUAAACAAAUGUACAAGCCAGAUGGGACACAGAUUAUAAUGUGCAGCGGUCACACAGGCGAUACGGAUGACGAAGAUGACGGUUUCGACACCGACGAGGAACUCCCGUUUGAGUUUAGGGAAUCUCUACGCUGCGGCCUCAAGAGAGAUAGAGACAUUUCUUUUCUGCGCUACAAAGCACAGCACCUGAUUGAGAGACUGCGCGGGCGGGGCUUGGAAUCAGAUUGUGCAUUUGUUCGCAUGCAAUCGGAGCUGCUCAUCAGCGAAGAACUGUACUUCCCACAGGACCAGCCGUGGAUCCUGCGCAACUGGACUGCCAAGCAGAUUGUGCGUUCAGACGCCAUUGCCCUUGCGCCGUGGCUCAUCCACGGGCCUUGUACGCACGCUAUUGGACUCGGCGAGGCCGUCUUGACGCGCAUCUGCUGGGUCUCUGCCUCUAGGCUUGCCGUUCUGGACGAUUCAAAAAAGGCCGACAAACUUGAGCGGCAACUUGCAAGGGGCGCGUGGGCAGGACACCGCUUUGAUAUCGUGUUGCGCGCACAACAUGAACAACAGACCGGCGGCGUUGGGUGGUCUGAUGUGAGCGAAGAGGUGGCAAAGGAAGAUGCAGAAGUCUGGAAGGUAGUAUAUGGCUCUGACUGGCGGACGAAGUUACGUGACUGGCAAGCCGAGGCUCAGUUUUCUGAUGAUGAAAAUUGGGACAGCAAAGGUGGUCCGUCUCCUGAAUGCGGAAACUGUCGUUUCUACGGCUGA
This is a messenger RNA of Grosmannia clavigera kw1407, 1266 nucleotides long. RefSeq lists its product as uncharacterized. Bases 1 to 1266 code for a protein of 421 amino acids. The transcript has a single exon. Lineage: Eukaryota; Fungi; Ascomycota; Sordariomycetes; Ophiostomatales; Ophiostomataceae. Gene Ontology annotation, molecular function: protein binding. The record is from RefSeq and is a predicted model, not a curated record.